Molecule: messenger RNA, 984 nt
Organism: Fomitiporia mediterranea MF3/22
Lineage: Eukaryota; Fungi; Basidiomycota; Agaricomycetes; Hymenochaetales; Hymenochaetaceae
Exons: 1
Coding region: 161-319 (52 amino acids)
Source: RefSeq, a predicted model, not a curated record
AGCGCAUCUUUCACCUCCCUGUCUAUCGGACACCCAUUGAUACGCAUGCGCUUCUACGCUCACACUGUGGACAAGAUUGCAGCUAGAUGCUACCUUAUGCUGGCGAUUCCGAAAGAAUGACUAGGGUCCUAACCGGCUUCCUCGGGGCAUAGGUUCCGUCAUGCACAGCCUCACCUGUCCGGGCGGUGAUGAAAGGACGAGUUUGUAUACCGGGUCUCAGGGUGCACAAGAAUGGCAUCACAAACACAGGGCUCGCCUUGUGCCGUUCGCCACCGCAAUAAGGGCGACUAAGCUACACAACGUGUUACCUGGCACCUAAGCACAUGCACGUUUUACGACACUAAAAACCGGGGUCAUCGUUCACUGACAGCCACUUGCUUCCGUUUUGAAUGGAAACAAAAAGGAUACCAUUGUUCUAUGAUUGUUAACUCAGGGCGGCAACACAGCUUACGAAGUGGAAAGUAUCACGCAUUCACUCCGCCAUUCAGUCGUUAUUAUUGCUAAGGCCUUGAUCCCAUCGACACGGUUUGGCGCUUACUUUAGACGCCCGUGAACCUGUUGUAAAGUGAUGGUACUGAGGUGUGAUCACAGGUUGAAUACUUCAGCAGAAUUCGCUCAAGCGCUAAUCGUACCUUGAUUGCUCGUGACGUCUCACCUUCGUUCUGGGCUCCCCGCUCGACCGCCCGGCAAAUUCGACAAACCUUGAAGGAGCGUUCAUCCGAGGAGACACGCUUUCCUUGAAACAUUUCAACAAGCACAACUCAACAAUAACACAAUGGAAGUAUUACUCUCACUUUAGCCUACGCGCCUACACGAACUCAAAAAAGAUGGUCCACAUUUAGUUAAAUUCAUAUGGGUCUUUGUGGCGUCGGGUACCUUACAACGCAACUGCCGUCGCGUUUGUACUUGGCCUGUUUUCGUUAUUCGUUAAAGCGACAGGGGCUAUCUGGAACGCAGUCCAAUGGGUUAAGGUUAUAACAGAGA